AUGGAACAAUUCUUGGCAGAAAAUGUAGCAAACAUUUCUAUAUGCUUAUUUGUUUUUACUCCUUUACAGGAUACAAUAUCUGUGCACCGGCCUGGGUUUUACUCUGAACGAUUUCAGAAUUUCUUUGCUAAUUCUGCUUUUAAGAAAACACAAACUCCCUUGAAGCAUUCACCUUCAAAGAAGAAGAGUUCAACAUCAGGACGACCACGUUUCCCUACAACAAGUGACUUAGCCGCUGAUGCUGGUCAACAUCAUAGUUCCAAGCAGCCACAUGGAGAACGUGCUCAACGUACUAUAAGUUUUUCAGAUGAUAGUGGAAGGAAACCAACUAUGGGUGGCAAACCAGACAUUGUACCUGACAACCAUGCCAAUCUAUAUGCAGGAAGUGAUCUACGAGGUGGUGAAUAUAUUUACAUUAAAGAUGGAGAAAAAAAGAUAAAAUCUCUGGAUUCUUCUGGAAAAUCUACAUUUGCAGAUCAUGGAAUGGCUGACCGCAAAAGGUAA
Messenger RNA from Acanthosepion pharaonis, 504 nucleotides. The record is from the annotation of a GenBank genome assembly. Lineage: Eukaryota; Metazoa; Mollusca; Cephalopoda; Sepiida; Sepiidae.